This is a messenger RNA of Lodderomyces orthopsilosis Co 90-125, 954 nucleotides long. Its product is annotated as DNA-directed RNA polymerase II core subunit. Gene Ontology annotation, molecular function: protein dimerization activity; DNA binding; DNA-directed RNA polymerase activity. Gene Ontology annotation, biological process: DNA-templated transcription. The transcript has a single exon. NCBI's taxonomy places the organism in Eukaryota, Fungi, Ascomycota, Pichiomycetes, Serinales, Debaryomycetaceae. The record is from RefSeq and is a predicted model, not a curated record. Gene Ontology annotation, cellular component: RNA polymerase II, core complex. The coding region runs from base 1 to 954 and encodes 317 amino acids.
AUGGACAGAGAUCAGGGACCAUCAAUCACAAUACGAGAACAGGAGGAAGAUCGUGUGGAUUUUGUUUUGGGAAAUGUCGAUCUAUCCGUGGCAAACGCCCUCAGAAGAACCAUGCUCGCUGAAGUACCCACAUUAGCCAUCGACUUGGUAGAAAUUGACGUUAAUACCUCGGUCCUUGCUGAUGAGUUUUUAGCUCAUAGAUUAGGUCUCAUACCUCUCAACAGUGAGAAUAUAGAAACUUUAAAGUACUCAAGAGAUUGUACUUGUGACAACUAUUGUCCCAAAUGUUCAGUGACAUUAGAAUUGACGGCUAAAUGUGAUACAGACUCAACAAUGAACGUUUAUGCCAGUGAUCUUUUUAAAUUAGCCAACGGUCUGAGUCUAGGCAAUCCUGUGGUGAGAGAUCAAGCGGAUAGGGGUUCCAUAAUUUGCAAGUUGAGAAAACAUCAAGAAUUGCGUCUAACUUGUAUUGCUAAGAAGGGAAUAGCUAAAGAACACGCCAAAUGGUCACCUUGUGCUGCUAUAGGGUUUGAAUAUGACCCAUGGAAUAAACUAAAGCAUACUGAUUACUGGUACGAAGUUGAUGCUAGUGAAGAGUGGCCGAAGUCUAAAAAUUGUGAUUGGGAAGAACAACCUGAUCCUGAGGAAAAGUUUGAUUACAAAGCAAAACCAAAUGAUUUUUAUUUUGAUGUGGAAACAGUGGGAAAUUUACCUCCAAACGACGUUGUACUUCAAAGUGUCAAUACAUUGCAAACGAAACUAGCAUCGAUUGUAAUAGAGUUGGAUAAGGAGAGAGUAGAGGGAAGUAAUGUUCAAGACGGUGCAUUUACCAGUUACGGUAGAACUGAUUAUGGUCAUGGUGGAGAAACCCCAAUGAUUGGUGCCACUACACCAUAUGGAGGAGACAAUUCUUUUGGGGCUUCUGGUGGCUAUGGUGGCGGUUCAUGGAAUUGA